Molecule: messenger RNA, 642 nt
Organism: Blastomyces dermatitidis ER-3
Lineage: Eukaryota; Fungi; Ascomycota; Eurotiomycetes; Onygenales; Ajellomycetaceae
Exons: 3
Coding region: 1-642 (213 amino acids)
Source: RefSeq, a predicted model, not a curated record
AUGAAAAUGAUGAGUUUUAAGAAGAAGUUGACAGCCGCGAAGAUGGGCGCAGUGAGUAUGAUGAAAAAGGCCUUGAUCUUAGAGAAAUUGUUUCAGUCAUUAAGUCAGGAGGAGUGUGAUGCCCUCCUUCAUAUGAGUGAUAGAGAAGAGAAGACAGGUGAGGAGACCAGUGAAGAGAAGAUAGAUGAGAAUGAGAUGAAAGAAAAUGAUGAAGAUGAAGAGUUAGAAUUUCAGACAGAUGAGCUUCUGAUACUAUUAACUUAUCUUUUCACAUACAAAGUGAUCAAAGGUCAAGAUAAGGAAAAGACAGUGACAUCUUAUCAUCACUUGACUAGGCUGCAUGAUGCUAUCACAGAAGAGUCAACAGAUGAAUCACAUGACAGAAGCUUGAAGAGGGAAGAUAUCAAGAUGAAUGAGAGGAGAGAGAGUCAGAAGACUGCUACAGAAGCAGCUGAUGAUGAAGAGCUUAUGUCUGAAUUUGAAAAGACUGCAGCUGAGAAGAUGAAUGUUGAUGACAUCAUUAAGAUCAGUGAUAUGAGAAAGAAGGAUGAUUCAACUAUAGUUUCAAUGAAGAGAAUGUCAAUGUCUUUCAAGCACAAGGCAUUGAGUCUGAUUGCACUGAAACUCUCAAAAUGUGUUUGA